This is a messenger RNA of Pristis pectinata (smalltooth sawfish), 1937 nucleotides long. Its product is annotated as cyclin-dependent kinase 5 activator 1-like. Bases 239 to 1189 code for a protein of 316 amino acids. Gene Ontology annotation, cellular component: protein kinase 5 complex; cytoplasm. Lineage: Eukaryota; Metazoa; Chordata; Chondrichthyes; Rhinopristiformes; Pristidae. The transcript has a single exon. Gene Ontology annotation, molecular function: cyclin-dependent protein serine/threonine kinase activator activity; protein kinase binding. The record is from RefSeq and is a predicted model, not a curated record. Gene Ontology annotation, biological process: activation of protein kinase activity; positive regulation of cyclin-dependent protein serine/threonine kinase activity; brain development.
GCAGGUUGGGGCGAGGGACUGGUGAAAGGCAUCCGAAGAUUUAGAGGCAGCUUCUUCUAUCACUGCCUUGCAUUGACCCGGGCGCCGUCUCCCACCAGCCAGAGAGACCACCAGGUCGCCCAAUGCGGCGUUGUUGAGCUGGGAAGGAUUGCAUCGGUCCACCCGAGUCCAGCGGCACACAGAGCAGCAAGACCUUCACCACAGAAAAAGGCAGGGCGGCCGGCUACCAGACCAGGAGAUGGGCACGGUGCUCUCAUUGUCUCCGGAGCCCAAGGGCAAGGCAGGAGAGACUGAUGCUGGGCAGCAGGGCGGCAAGAAUCCCAAGGAGAAAAACUUGAAGAAGCAUUCGGUCCUCAUCUCCGCCCUGACCUGGAAGCGCCUGGUUGCAGCCUCUGCCAAGAAGAAGAACGCCAAGAAGGUGAAUCCAACGCCGGCCGGACAGGUGAACGCCACGGGUAACAAUGACCCGGUGAAGCAGCUCAACAGCGAGAACCUGAAGAGGUCUCGCCCAUCCCUGACCCAAGCCCCAGCCGCUCCUGAACCCUACCCGGGACAGCACAAGCCACCGAGCGUCCCCAUCCCGGUGCCGGUCCCCGUGGCUCCCAACAGCGUCAAGCCGUCCGCCAAGAACUUGCCGCCUCCACAGAAGCAAUCGAGCAGCGGCAGUCUGGGUUCGCCCCGCCGGGUCGUGGUCCAGGCGUCCACCGGAGAACUCCUCCGGUGUUUGGGAGACUUCCUGUGUCGCAGGUGCUACCGUCUGAAGCAGCUGAACGCCAACGAACCGGUGCUGUGGUUCAGGAACGUGGACCGCUCCUUGCUCAUCCAAGGUUGGCAAGACCAAGGCUUCAUCACCCCGGCCAACGUGGUGUUCGUCUACCUGCUCUGCAGGGAAGUGGUGGACGAGGAGCUCGCUACCGACUUCGAACUGCAAGCCACUUUCCUCACCUGCCUCUACCUCGCCUAUUCCUACAUGGGCAACGAGAUCUCCUAUCCCCUGAAGCCUUUCCUGGUGGAAGCCAACAAGGAGAUCUUCUGGGAGAGAAGCCUUGCUAUCAUCGACCGAAUGAGUGCCAAGAUGCUGCGGAUUAAUUCCGACCCGCAUUACUUCACUGAGGUCUUCCAGGACCUCAAGAACGAAUCUAACAUCAGAGACUCCAAUGGGCAGUAUAUAAUUAACCUGGACCGUUAGAUAGCUUUUUUUAAAAAAAACAAAAUAACAUUAAUUAUAAAUAUAUAAUAGUUGAAGAAAGGGUUGAACAAGUGUCUAUUGUUAAUCUCAGUGAGACAGGCUGCAGUGCCAGAGUUCUGGGAACGCAGGGUUAAUGAGACGUUUGGAAUAAAGUGUUAAAUUUAAAAAAAAUCUGACCCAGAGCCCUAAAACCUAACAAGAUUGGCGUAGAUUACAACAUCGAAAAAAAUACUGAAGCCCAAAUCUUCACCUCAGUGAGUUUUAUUGAGAAAAAAAAUGUUUUCCAAAUUGUGUUGUGGAUCACGGUAUCAACGGUGGUCAUUGUUACAUUUUGAAAGGUUAUUCUAAUUUUUUUUGUUUUGAGGGGUGGGAGCAUAACAACAGCAACAACGCAUGCAAAACAUUGUCCCUGUUGUAUUCCAUCGAUGGCCGUUUCAAUAUCAACGUCGCGCAGCUGCAGUCAAAGGCUGUUGAACAAAUUCUGUAGAUAGGGUGUGAAUUUAAAAACAAAUAUAUAUAUACAUAAAUUUAUCUAUUUAUUUAUUUAUUUUCCCAUUUUUGGGGAAAAAACGAGAAUUGUUGAGAGCCUUGACCGGGAGUAGGUGAUAUGUGUGUGAGACGGAGGGGGCAGGAGAGAGAUGCCCUGACUUUCCAUGGAACUGAUGUUUUGAAGCCAGCGUUUUAAUUUGCACAUUUGAUCCGCAGAAUCUCAUUCUGUCAGUCUGUGAAUGUACUUUUUUUUCUCAAU